Messenger RNA from Helicoverpa armigera (cotton bollworm), 2058 nucleotides. RefSeq names its product fatty acyl-CoA reductase wat. Gene Ontology annotation, molecular function: alcohol-forming very long-chain fatty acyl-CoA reductase (NADP+) activity. Bases 160 to 2037 code for a protein of 625 amino acids. The transcript is spliced from 15 exons. Lineage: Eukaryota; Metazoa; Arthropoda; Insecta; Lepidoptera; Noctuidae. Gene Ontology annotation, cellular component: peroxisome. The record is from RefSeq and is a predicted model, not a curated record. Gene Ontology annotation, biological process: long-chain fatty-acyl-CoA metabolic process.
AUAAUCCUUAUUCGGUUGUCAACAUAGCAAGUACGACAGUCACUAGCCAUCCUUCAAGGCGCGAAGACGUGUUUGUUAUUAUUAUUUAUUAUUAAUAAUUAAUAACCGUGAUAAUAACACGUUGACACUUCGAAAAGUUGUGAAAGAAAAUUCGUAAGAAUGAACCACACAAUAGAAGAAUCUCCGUUAAUGCAGACUCCGAUGACUCAGGAGAAAAUGGACAAAUGGGUGGACGCUCAAAUCAAAGGCGAGAAAAUUGAGAUCGAUGUGUAUGGAAAGCCCACGGAACAAAUGCUGAAAGAGCUUGAAAACGUCCGAAAUUUGAGCAAGGAACUACAGGAUAAUUUGCAUGAAUUAGAAACCUCAGUCCGCAUAGCAGAGGUAGAAAAUCAAGCGAUGAACCCAACUGCUGAGAUUUUAGACUUCUCGGAAGACCACGAGUUUGUUCCUGACAACCAGGAUACAUAUUAUGCUGAAGAGGAUAAGAUGGAUGCUAAAGAAGAAGAGAAACAGAAGCUUACGAAGGGUAAAGGAGCUAAGACUGAAAUUCAGAGUUUUUAUAAAGACCAGUGUGUGUUUUUGACCGGUGGUACUGGGUUCUUGGGGAAAGUUCUCAUCGAGAAAUUAAUUCGUGCCUGUGGAGAUAUCAACACAAUAUAUGUGUUAGCUAGAAGUAAGAAGGGGAAAGACGCUACAGUCAGGCUACAUGAAAUGAUGGACGAAUUUCUGUUCCACAGAGCUCACGAAGUAAACCCUAAAGGCAUUCACAAAGUGGUGCCAAUAGUAGGAGAUAUGGAACUGCCAGGGUUAGGCAUCAGUGAAGAGGAUAGGAAGAUGCUUACUUCCAAGGUUACAAUAAUUAUUAACGCGGCGGCCACAGUCAAGUUUGAUGAAAAACUAUCAGUUUCUACAGCUAUUAAUGUAAAAGGAACUAAGGAAGUCCUGAAACUGGCUAAAGAGUGCAGGAAUUUGAAAGCUAUCACCCAUGUGUCGACUGCUUUCUCUAACACUCAUGUGAAUCAUAUUGAAGAAAAGUUCUACGAACCUCCAAUGUCCGUGGAGGCACUUGAAGCUUUGACUGAAGUCGACAACAAAUUGAUUGAAAGCAUCUUACCCACACUUCUAGGAAAACGUCCAAACACAUAUUGCUUCACAAAGGCGAUAGCUGAAGAGGCUGUCAGGAAAUAUGGUGAAGGAUUGCCUAUCAGCAUUGUUCGACCUUCCAUAGUUGUAUCGACAUACGAAGAGCCCGUGCGAGGCUGGACGGAUAGCGUGUAUGGACCAACCGGACUCGUAGUUGGAAUUGGCACUGGGGUUUUGCGUACCAUGUAUAUGGAUCAAUCAAAGGUAGCUGACAUGGUACCAGUGGAUCUAUGCGUGAAUGCCAUCCUUGCAUCUGCUUGGUUUACUGCCAAGAAUUUUAAGGAAAACCAAACAUCGCACAUACCGAUCUACAAUUUUGUUUCUGGAGCACAAAAACCAAUUACAUGGGGAGAUUUUAUAGAACGCAACCGAAAGUACGGCAUCGACAAACCUACAACAAAGGCUGUGUGGUACUACGGUCUAAAUCCUACAAACAACUACUAUUUGUUCCUAUUCUACAAUUUCUUCCUGCACUACUUGCCUGCUUUGAUGAUUGACACUUACUGUGCUAUCACGGGGAAGAGACGAGCGAUGAUAAAACUGUACAACAAAGUGAUGAAGCUAGCCAACAUUUUGUUCUACUUUUCCACUCAAGAUUGGCAGUUUUCUGACUAUAACGUCAGAAAUAUGUGGAAGAGUCUGUCUGAUGAGGAUCGCGUGGUAUUCCCGUUUAGUAUAGGAGAAAUGUCUUGGGAGUACAUGUGUGAAACUUUCUUAGUUGGUCUUCGAGUGUACCUCAUCAAGGAUGACUUAUCCUCAUUACCUGAAGCCAGGAAGAAGUGGAAUAAACUGUACUACCUGCACCAGGUCCUGAAAGCUGUAACUUUAGGUCUAGUUAUUAACUUAGCCUAUUUUGUAUUAAAACCUGUGCUAGCUCUCGUUUUUGGCCAUUGAGAUAAAUCCAUAUUUAAGUCU